This is a messenger RNA of Cyclospora cayetanensis, 2367 nucleotides long. RefSeq lists its product as uncharacterized. The record is from RefSeq and is a predicted model, not a curated record. The coding region runs from base 1 to 2367 and encodes 788 amino acids. The transcript is spliced from 2 exons. Lineage: Eukaryota; Apicomplexa; Conoidasida; Eucoccidiorida; Eimeriidae.
AUGCGGGAGAGGAGGUUGCAGGAGAGGCGGUCAGCGUCUGUGUCGAGGAGCAGGGGUAGUCCUACUGAGCAGCGUUCUCCGCAGAAGCAAGACGCACCUGGCUCUCCACAGACGACACCCCCAGGAGGAGUAGAUCUAAAUGCAGUCAGUCGUGAACUGCUCAAGGAGGCGGGGGGUAACGGCAAAGAGAAUGUGGCUAGGUUGGAGGGGAACGAAGACGCUGCGCUUUACCAAAAGCGGAGGAGCGGCGACGCCACAAACGCGAGGGGCGAGGAGGAACGAACAAUGAAAGCAGAGUUGAAGGAAGGCGAAAACAAGACCGAUAGUCUUCCGCAGUCGCAGUUUGCUUCUGCCUCCAAGCAAUGCACUGCUCAGCUUCGCAAACACCAAGCCGAACUGGCAGUUGCCAUGAGAGGACGUGGAAAGGAAAUGCGGGAGAGGAGGUUGCAGGAGAGGCGGUCAGCGUCUGUGUCGAGGAGCAGGGGCAGUCCUACUGAGCAGCGUUCUCCGCAGAAGCAAGACGCACCUGGCUCUCCACAGACGACACCCCCAGGAGGAGUAGAUCUAAAUGUAGUCAGUCGUGCCCGUGUAUCGAGAAAUGGGGAGGAUGCACUGGGCUGCGGUUCGUUGGCUCCGGUGUUGCAAACACCGAAGUGUGAGAUCGUGGAAUGCAAAAAGGCCCCUGAAAGCAGCCACCGGCUGGCGUCGAAUUUAGUCGAAAGGUCUGUGAGUGUGGUGGACAAUAAAACGGUGCAUUUACGUCGCGAAACGGAGUUGAACAUAAAGGGUGCUCCGCGUUCGCAGAUGCGCGCCAUGCCGCUUUCUGUGGACGGAGCUUCCUCAGAAUUAUAUCCCGACGCAUCCAGGUCAGUGCCUAGGCCGGGCGCCUCGGGGUUACAAGUGAUACCUAAGUCAUCAUGCGCUUCAAAGGAGGAUCCACAAAGCGGUGGGUUAGUCGAUGAGAUAGCUGGAAGCCAAGGUCACCAGAGAGCGUUUAGAACCCCUACUUGGGAAAAGCAGACAGGGCAGCCGGUUGCGAAGGCUGGGAGCCCUCUCUCCCCGCAAUCCCCCCACGCCAGCGUACGUCUUGUGGGGGCAUCUACGGCAGCUUCUAAAUCCACCACAGAGAGAGCCAUGAGGCCGAUUCCCUGUAGAUCAGAAGAAAAGCAGAAAGACGAGUGGAUGUUGCAGCAUGAGGCUCACUUGGAGCUCCUACACCGUCAAGCCGCCGCACGACUGAUACAGCAUGCGUGGCGCCAACACCGUCUUGGUGUGCUUUUCUCGUCGGUUCUUCAGAUGAAGAGGAGAAGGGCCGAAAGCGCGAGGAACCGGCGACGAUCUAACGGUCUUGUUCCCUUUACAGAGAAGACCAGCGAAGCCCUCUCGCGUACCGUAGAGCUGUCUGCCUCGUUAGGACCGCGAGGGAGCCAGGACGAUAUUACUGAAGUACAGCAGAGGCGAGAUCUGUACGAACAAUUUAUACCUAUUAUAGAGGAGAACAAACCACCCGCACCUGUUGUUCUAUUCAAGGCGGGUUCCAAGAACCUCUUAUCAAGGCAUUUGUCUGCUGAGGAUCCUAAAAGAGCAGAAGGGCCUUCACACAAGGCAAAGGAAAAGGCAGCUAACCAAGAAGCCUCUGAGAAGCCGAGAGCCUCUACAGAGUUUUUGCAGGACAUCUCCGAUAGCGGAUCCCCACGGAAUAAUCAAUCAGAAAGGCUUCCGGAAAUUGUGCUGCAGCUGGCAAGCAGUUCCUCUUCCUCUCCCAAGAGGAGCAGUCACAGCAGCGAUAGUAGCAGCCAGCGCUCGAGCAGUGACUUGAGCCGGAGUUCUUUAGAAGACGAAAUAGGGCGUAGCGGAAAACACGAGUAUGAUGAUUUCGACGUACGCAAACGUCUUCGCCAAAUAAUGCGGGAGGGUCUAGAUUCAAGGAUGCGAUCCACACUCGCGGGCAGCGACGUUCUCCUCCCGAGGGCCAGCAGGAUCGGAUGGACCUCUUCGCCUUCUCAAAAGGAGCAGUAUAUGCCCGCCAUAGCGGGGCUAGGUGUACAGAAUGCGCUGUCAAAGAGGUCCGAUAGACAAAAGUACUCGCUCAGUAAGAUAGGCACGCAAAGAAGCGUGAUAUGUGUCGAGUCUUUGAAGACUGAGACGAAGUCACCGGGGCAGAAGGAUAUGAAAAAUGUUUCUCAAGACAGGAGGGAGAGUCACCUUAACGUUUUCCUUCAUCCAGAUUGGCAGGAGCGCAAGCUGGAGAGUCUCAACGCUCUAAGAGCACUCCCACCCACAAAGGCGUUGGAAAAGAAGGCCUCCAGGCCCCCUCCAGUCUCCGUUUCAAGGUACGGGGGCAACUCCUCGGAACCACCUGGCUAG